Messenger RNA from Chinchilla lanigera (long-tailed chinchilla), 1981 nucleotides. It is a transcript of the gene Scai, whose product is annotated as suppressor of cancer cell invasion. The record is from RefSeq and is a predicted model, not a curated record. Bases 136 to 1956 code for a protein of 606 amino acids. Lineage: Eukaryota; Metazoa; Chordata; Mammalia; Rodentia; Chinchillidae. Gene Ontology annotation, cellular component: nucleus. Gene Ontology annotation, biological process: DNA-templated transcription. The transcript has 18 exons. Gene Ontology annotation, molecular function: transcription corepressor activity.
CGGGCCCCGCGGCAAGCCUGACAGAGGCGCGCGGCCCUCCUCCCGCCUCUCCGCCUACUCCAGCCUCCGCCGCCUCAGCUUCCCGAGCGAGCCCCGCGGCCGCCGGAGCAGCUCCCGCGGCGGAGCAGGAGCCGGAUGGUCAGAGGAGCCCGGCAGCCCCAACAGCCGCGGAGUCGCCUGGCCCCCAGACUGACUGGCACGGUGGAGAAACCGCCCCGCAAACGGAAAGGCAGGACUGAAUUUGCUAUUAAAGAAAUCAUGUCCUCUGGAGGUGCUGAAGAUGACAUCCCACAGGGAGAAAGAAAAACAGUUACAGAUUUUUGUUAUCUUCUGGAUAAAUCUAAGCAACUGUUCAAUGGGUUAAGAGAUUUGCCACAGUAUGGACAGAAGCAGUGGCAGUCCUACUUUGGAAGAACCUUUGAUGUUUACACCAAACUCUGGAAGUUCCAGCAGCAGCAUCGACAAGUCUUGGAUAAUCGGUAUGGCCUGAAGCGGUGGCAAAUAGGGGAAAUUGCUUCCAAGAUUGGGCAGCUAUAUUACCAUUAUUACUUACGCACUUCUGAGACCAGCUAUCUGAAUGAGGCUUUUUCCUUCUAUUCUGCCAUCAGACAGAGAUCAUAUUAUUCUCAAGUCAAUAAAGAGGACAGACCCGAAUUGGUAGUCAAGAAACUACGCUAUUAUGCAAGGUUCAUAGUAGUUUGUCUUCUUCUCAACAAAAUGGAUGUUGUGAAGGAUCUGGUAAAGGAAUUGUCAGAUGAAAUUGAGGAUUAUACACAUCGUUUCAAUACUGAAGAUCAAGUGGAAUGGAACUUGGUGCUUCAAGAAGUAGCAGCUUUUAUCGAGGCGGACCCUGUAAUGGUAUUAAAUGAUGAUAAUACCAUUGUUAUCACAUCCAAUCGCCUUGCUGAAACAGGAGCCCCAUUGCUGGAGCAGGGGAUGAUAGUGGGACAGUUGUCUCUGGCUGAUGCGCUCAUUAUUGGUAAUUGUAAUAAUCAGGUUAAGUUCAGUGAACUAACUGUUGACAUGUUCCGGAUGUUACAAGCCCUGGAAAGGGAGCCAAUGAACUUAGCCUCUCAGAUGAACAAGCCAGGAAUGCAGGAGUCCGCUGACAAGCCUACCAGACGAGAAAACCCCCAUAAGUAUCUGCUCUACAAACCAACCUUCAGCCAGCUCUACACAUUCUUAGCAGCAUCUUUUAAGGAGCUGCCUGCCAAUAGUGUGCUUCUGAUCUACCUGUCAGCCACUGGAGUUUUUCCCACAGGUCGUUCUGAUAGUGAAGGUCCUUAUGAUUUUGGAGGUGUACUUACUAAUAGUAACCGAGAUAUUAUAAAUGGAGAUGCUAUCCACAAACGAAAUCAAUCCCAGAAGGAAAUGCACUGCCUUCAUCCUGGAGAUCUCUACCCUUUCACAAGGAAGCCCCUGUUUAUCAUUGUGGAUUCUUCCAACAGCGUUGCAUACAAGAACUUCACAAACUUGUUUGGACAGCCCCUAGUCUGUUUGCUUUCUCCUACGGCAUAUCCAAAAGCUUUACAAGAUCAAUCUCAACGAGGUAGCCUCUUCACUCUCUUUUUGAACAAUCCUUUAAUGGCCUUCCUGUUUGUUUCUGGAUUGUCAAGCAUGCGUAGAGGUCUGUGGGAAAAGUGCCAAGAAUAUCUUCGAAAAAUCAACCGUGACAUUGCUCAGCUACUGACCCAUUCACGUUCAAUAGAUCAGGCAUUUCUCCAGUUUUUUGGAGAUGAAUUCCUUCGCCUGCUUCUCACGAGAUUUAUCUUUUGUUCAGCCACCAUGAGGAUGCACAAGAUUUUUCGGGAAACACGAAAUUACCCAGAAUCAUAUCCACAGCUGCCAAGGGAUGAAACAGUGGAGAAUCCUCAUCUCCAGAAGCACAUUUUGGAAUUAGCAUCCAUUCUGGAUGUUCGAAAUGUCUUCUUUGAAAAUACCAUAGAUGACUAUUAAAUCACAAAUCCUCUUGUUGAAACAA